Closterium sp. NIES-65 is the source of this 882-nucleotide messenger RNA. The record is from the annotation of a GenBank genome assembly. Lineage: Eukaryota; Viridiplantae; Streptophyta; Zygnematophyceae; Desmidiales; Closteriaceae.
AUGGCGUCCACCGAAGCCCAUCUCUCUCCGCCCAUUCUCCCCGCUUCCCCGCAGUUGCCUCCCGCAGCGCACUUCCCCUCCCCCUCUUCAUUCGCCCCUCCGUUGCCCUCCUCAUCUCCGCCAUUUCUUCCGCCCCCCGCGUCCCCAUACGCGGAGGGAUUUUGCUUGGCGUGGCAGCACCCGCACGCCUCGCUUAUAUCGCGGACAUGGUUCGCUUUAGUCAACGUUGCGCCGCCGCUCCUCUUCCUGCUCUUCCUCCUCUCCCGCGUCCGCCCCGCGCUGGCGCAGCUGCGGCGCGCGCGCAGCGCGGGCAUGAUGGGCGGGCAGUGCGCCGUGAUGGCGGGAUUCUACGCGCUGCUGUGGGCCGCCGCGGGAACGAACCUCGUGCGCAGCCUGGCGCAGGUGAGGCGCGGAAUGGCGCAGGUGAGGCGUGGAAUGGCGCAGGUGAGGCGGAACGGCGCAGGUGAGGCGCGGAAUGGCGCAGGUGAGGCAUGGAACGGCGCAGGUGAGGCGUGGAAUGCCGUUGAUGUGAGGGGCGGCCUGGGGAGGGUGGUGGGGGUCAGCUCGGCGGGAGGUGGAGAUAAGAGUAGGGAGCAUGGCUCGGAGUUGGCCGGCUCGGUCGAAGCUGUGAUGCGCAGGCAGGUGGACGGCUGCGACACAGCUGGGCGAGCAAGGCACUUCACUCUGAAUCAACGCGUUUUGCAGGUGGACGGCAUGCGCGUUUUGCAGGUGGACGGCAUGCGCGUUUUGCAGGUGGACGGCAUGCGCGUUUUGCAGGUGGACGGCUGCGACGAGCUGAAAGGGGCUCGGCUUGGGUCGACGAGACGAGCCUGGAUGAGGAAGAAGUUGGGCUCGGCUUGCCACUGUGACGAGCGCAGGUGA